AUGUCAGUCUCGACUAUAGAAUUUGAUUCUUUACAACAACAAAUAAAAUCUGAUCAUGAACAUACACCUACAAUAAAUAAAUCAACAGACACGAUUCGACAACGAGUCGAAGAUCGUCAUUGGCAAUUAUUUGAAACACGUUUGAAAAAACAAUUACCAAAAGUAAAUAAAGAAAGUUAUACUAAUCCAAAUGAUUACCGUGUAAUUGAUCGUUUAAAAGCAGUCGAUCAACCACAACCGCCUAUUGAACCAAAUAGACGGUGGGAAACAUUUUGUAACCAAAUUACAAAUAAAUCAAAUGAAACACAUCUUCUUAUGUCUAUAUUUCAUCAUGUUUGGCUUAAGAAUUGGAAUACAAAACAAACAAAUGAAAUAGAAAAACGACUUUCGUCUGAUCCAACAUUAAAUAAAAAUACUUUUGUAAAUCAUAUAUCACCAAAUGGUAAUGAUCGACAAGUAAUUUCCUCAAUACUUUAUCGAACUACUUCAUCUGACAAAGUUUCUGCUGAUAAAGAUAAAAAUAUGUAA
This is a messenger RNA of Rotaria sp. Silwood2, 528 nucleotides long. The record is from the annotation of a GenBank genome assembly. Lineage: Eukaryota; Metazoa; Rotifera; Eurotatoria; Philodinida; Philodinidae.